Molecule: messenger RNA, 2039 nt
Organism: Tigriopus californicus
Lineage: Eukaryota; Metazoa; Arthropoda; Copepoda; Harpacticoida; Harpacticidae
Exons: 8
Coding region: 169-1983 (604 amino acids)
Source: RefSeq, a predicted model, not a curated record
ACAGGUUGGUAUCGCUUCUGAAUGCUUUACGAGCUCUUGAACAUAAAAGCAAGGCCGAGGGCAUGUAUGUGUUGGCAUCAAGCAUUUCGUGUUGGUAACAGUAUCAGAGUUUAAAUCGUUCCAAGAAGACUCCAUUUCCAUCUCAAGUGUCGGACUAUCACAUUGAUCAUGGCACCUAUGUACAGUCCGAAAUGCCACAAGAAGCUCAAUGGCAAGGUCGUUGUUCUAACAGGUGGCAAUACUGGAAUUGGCAAAGAGACCGCUCGAGAUCUGUCAAAACGGGGUGCUCGUGUCAUCAUCCUUUGCCGAGAUACCAACAAAGGCGAUGCUGCAGCCGAAGAAAUCACCCACGAGACUCACUUUGUGGUGAAAUGUGUAAAAUUGGAUUUGGCGUCAUUACGAUCGGUACGAGAGUGCGCUGAAAAUAUUUUGGAAACCGAAGAUAAAAUCGAUUAUCUCAUUAACAAUGCGGGAGUAAUGAUGUGCCCCUACUGGAAAACUGAAGACGGUUUUGAUAUGCAAUUUGGAACCAAUCAUUUAGGACAUUUUCUCCUCACAGAAAUGCUCCUGCCACUUGUGAAAAAGUCGGCUGCUGGUGGCUUUCGCCCAAGGAUUGUCUUGGUAUCGAGCAUGGCCCACGAAUCCUUUGGAAUGAACUGGAACGACAUCAAUUUUGAGAAAAGUUACAAUUCUCUGAAAGCCUAUUGCCAAUCUAAACUAGCUAAUGUACUUCAUGCCAAAGAAUUAGCUGAACGCUUGGACGGGUCGGGAAUUAGCGUAUAUUCAUUACACCCAGGCGUUAUCAAAACAGAAUUAACUCGUCACACCAACGAAACCUGGUACGGAAAGAUGUUUUACUUCUUCACCAACGCUUUCUACUUGACCCCAGUUGAGGGAUGUCAAACCACGUUGUACUGCAUUUUGGAAGACUCCAUCGUGGAUCAUUCGGGACGAUAUUAUUCAGGAUGCCAAGAGAAGACUCCAAGUUCUAAUGCUCUCAAGGAAGCAGAUCAAAAGCGUUUGAGAGAUAUCAGCUCAAAGCUUGUUUGCUUGACUCCGAAAGUGCUACAAGUUUGUCAAGCCAAGAUGACAAAAUACAAAGGAUCGAUGAUUGAAAAACGGCUGGAUGGCAAAGUGAUAGUCAUCACAGGUGCAAAUACUGGAAUUGGUAAGGAAACAGCAUUGGAUUUGAGUCGAAGAGGGGCACGCAUUAUCAUGCUGUGCCGAUCUUUGGAAAAAGCUAAUGUCACUGCGGACAAAAUUAAACAAGUGACCAAAGGAUACGUUGAUGUUCAGGAGCUUGAUCUAGCAUCUCUCAAAUCCGUGCGUAAAUGCGCACAGACCCUAUUAGAAAAAGAGGAAAAGAUCGAUAUUCUGAUCAAUAACGCGGGCGUGAUGCUGUGUCCCAAUUGGAAGACCGAGGAUGGAUUCGAUAUGCAAUUUGGCACCAAUCAUCUUGGUCAUUUCCUUCUAACAGAGUUACUGUUGCCACUUUUGAGAAAGUCGGUGAACACAGGAUUUCAUCCCAGGAUCGUCAUCGUUUCUAGCUUGGCUCAUGAGAGUGGUCAAAUAUAUUGGGACAAUAUCAAUUUUGAAAAGAGCUUCAGUUCCAUGAAUGCUUACAAGCAAUCUAAACUCGCCAAUGUGAUGCAUGCGAAUGAACUCGCAAGAAGAUUGGAAUCUUCAGGAAUCACUGUUUACAGCCUUCAUCCAGGAGUGGUUAAUACAGAGCUGUCCAGGCACAUGAAGGCGAAAUGGUAUGGAAAAAUUGCAUUGAAGGUGGUCAUUCCAUUAGUGACCAUAACACCAUUGGAGGGUGCUCAGACAACCUUGUAUUGCGCCUUGGAGGACUCCAUCGAGGGACAUUCGGGCCGAUAUUACAGUGGAUGCAAAGAGAAAAAGGCCAGCGCUCGUGCUUUGGACGAGAAAGCACAAAAGAGAUUAUGGGAGCUCAGCGAGAAAAUGGUCGAAUUGAAGGCAUAGCUUCAUGAGAGAAUUUUAAACGAAGACGAAUAUACGCUAAUUUCUUUGGAAAAAGA